AUGACAGAUCACUUCGUCGUCAGAGGGAUCCUCGGCACUGGAACGUACGGUGUCGUCUUCCUCGCCCACAAAAACAAUGAAGAUCAUUUGUAUGCCAUCAAGAUGGAGAACCUGGUCACGAUUGGAACCUCAAUGCAAUAUUACGCUCAACCGACGGUAGUCGGGUGCAUUGGGCCUCAACCAAUGGUGGCGCCCUUAUUCACUGAAGAAUUUGUGGACUAUCACUAUAUCCCUGUGGAGGCGUACAUUCUGCUCCUUACCAACGAGAGUGACCGGUUUCCGACCCUGGACUCAGUCUACACCCACGGCUACUAUCAGGCUAUUGUGAUGGACGCCCACGUCGAUGACGAGGUCGCAGAAUCUGCUUACGACCCCGAUGCCCCUUUUGCGAAGUGGAACGAGGAGAGAUUUAGCUCAUGCGGAGGCCAUAAUUUUGUCUAUAUGAAGGAGACAAAAUUGCAGGAGUACAUGGUCUGCAAGAUUGCAUCUCACCUAUUGGAAGGCAUCGCCUAUCUGCGCGAUAUGCGUAUCUGCCACAACGAUCUCACGAUGAGCAACUUUGUCAUAGACAAGAACUUAAACACCACCCUCCUGGAUGUCGGACUCUUCACAUUUGCGCUAACAGACGACGAUUAUUGGGCGCCUGACUUCACCUACGUGCCCGGCUACGAAGGCAACAGCACGCCAGAAGUCAUACUCGCGCUCCUGAGAGACAUCUACCGAGACAGGCUGAAAAAGAGGACGCAGAUCCAGGUCGGCGUGCCCCACGACGUGCGCAAGACCGGGCUGUGGAUGCUUGCCGCCGACAUCUACGAGCUGCUCCACGGGUACAUGCCCUGGGAAAAUCCCGAAUGGGACGGUCGAGUUAGCUAUUUGUCACAAUGGAAGCAACAGGGUAUUCCGAGAGGGCAUGAGCAACUGCGGUCAUAUGAGGCUAACCGUCGGCGACACAGGGUCGUCAACUUGGAAAUACCUCUCCGAGAGUCUCUCUCGCAGGACUGCGCGGAUGCCAUGUUGAUGAUGUUUGCCAAAGACACGAAGAAAAGGCCAACUUUGCCGGAGAUGGAGUCCUUUGUUUGGUUCGGGCAGUGGGAUUAUCUCGAUCCCGAGCAAUUUCAGCGGCCGGCGCCCUAUGAUACGUGA
This is a messenger RNA of Aspergillus homomorphus CBS 101889, 1143 nucleotides long. Its product is annotated as Protein kinase domain-containing protein. The record is from RefSeq and is a predicted model, not a curated record. NCBI's taxonomy places the organism in Eukaryota, Fungi, Ascomycota, Eurotiomycetes, Eurotiales, Aspergillaceae. The transcript is spliced from 4 exons. Gene Ontology annotation, biological process: protein phosphorylation; intracellular signal transduction. Gene Ontology annotation, molecular function: ATP binding; protein serine/threonine kinase activity. The coding region runs from base 1 to 1143 and encodes 380 amino acids.